AGAGCGCGCGGUGCCGGGGCCAGAGCGGCGCGCCCCCUCCUCUGCGCCGCGCCCGGAACCUUGGGCGCGCGGAACCUCGGUGCCCGAGCGCGGGAGCGGCGCACUCGGAGAGGGAUGGAGCGGACGCGCGGGCCGCGGGCAGAGGCUGACGCGCCUGAGGAGGAGGAGGCGGGGGCUGCAAUGGCUGCUGUGGUGGUGGCGGCUGCGGGUGGCGCGGGACCUGCAGUCCUGCAGGUGGCUGGCCUCUACCGGGGCUUGUGCGCGGUGCGCAGCCGCGCCCUGGGCCUGGGGCUCGUGUCACCCGCGCAGCUGCGCGUGUUUUCAGUGCGCCGCAGCUCCGGCCCGCCCGAGGGGGGCGCCGACGGCAGCGGAGUAGGGGCUGAGGCCGAGCUCCAGGCCAACCCCUUCUACGACCGCUACCGCGACAAGAUCCAGCAGCUGCGCAGGUCUGACCCAGCUGCUUUUGAGUCCCGCCUGGAGAAACGCAGUGAAUUUCUGAAGCAACCAGUGGGGCAUUCCAGGCAAGGUGAUUUUAUCAAAUGUGUGGAACAGAAGACAGAUGCCUUGGGGAAACAGCCUGUGAGCAGAGGAUUCACUAAGGACAAGAUUUGGCAGCAGUAUUUUGCAGCAAAAGAUACAGUCUACGCAGUUAUUCCUGAAGAAAAGUUUGAUUUGAUCUGGAACCGAGCUCAGUCCUGUCCAACAUUUCUGUGUGCUCUGCCAAGAAGGGAAGGUUAUGAGUUCUUCGUAGGACAAUGGACAGGUACUGAACUCCACUUCACUGCACUUAUAAAUAUUCAGACCCGAGGGGAAGCUGCAGCCAGCCAGCUGAUUUUAUAUCACUAUCCUGAACUUAAGGAAGAAAAAGGCAUAGUGCUGAUGACUGCAGAAAUGGAUUCCACAUUUCUGAAUGUUGCUGAGGCACAGUGCAUCGCCAACCAAGUUCAGCUCUUCUAUGCUACUGACCGGAAAGAGACCUAUGGGUUAGUGGAGACCUUUAACCUCAGACCAAAUGAGUUCAAAUAUAUGUCUGUCAUCGCUGAAUUGGAGCAAAGCGGACUUGGAGCAGAACUGAAAUGUGCCCAGAACCAAAAUAAGACUUAGAAGUGUACAGGUUGGCCCUUUACUAUAGUCCAAAAAAAAAAGAAAAAAAGGACUAUGAAAAAUGAUGGAGAAUGACUUCUAUCUAGCCAUAAAAUGUUGUAGCUUAGCUCUUGCUAGUUGGCUUAGUCCUUGAUAGUCUAGAGCCCACCCACUCCUCAAGAACUUAAGAGCUCAGCAUCUAUAAUGAGCAGUUGGUAAUGAGUUGCCCUAUGUCUUACUGCAAGCAGUCAUGGAGAUGAGCCCUAUUACUUGAUAUUCAGGAAUGAAGAUACCCGAACAUUCUGAUAAUUACCUCAGCAUACUUGAGGUUUCCUUUUUUAAGUGUUUGAAGUUACAACAAAAGACAACCAAGGACAUACAAAACAUCUGACUUAUUUUGCACAGUGUAACAGCGCAGUUGCAUUCUGGCCAUUUUGACCUCAUAGCUCCCAAAUGAUGAGUUUGUCAUCUUUAUAAAAUCGUGACAGGAUAAUAAUAAGCUUGAAGACCUGCUAUAGUUAGAGAUGGGCUUUAAUGCUUCCCAUGCACCAGUCAGUUGGACAAAAGCAUAAGCCAAACAUCCUGUUCACACUGUAGAAUAACCAGAUAUACCCAUCAAGAUUAAGACUUCAUCUAGAUGAUGUCCCCUAGAGAUGCCUUUAGUAUAGCUGGCUUGGGGUAUCAGCCAAUUUCAGAUAUAGUUAGAUAAACAGUACAGGGCCUGCAUACUAUUAAGCCAUAGUUUUUGGCACCCACUUCUCUAACUCCACCUGUUAGAAGCUGUGUGUUUGAAGGAGUGAAUCAGUGCAGUGUAAAUAAAAUGCUUUUGUAAGACGAAGAUUAA
Cebus imitator (Panamanian white-faced capuchin) is the source of this 1927-nucleotide messenger RNA. It is a transcript of the gene ATPAF1, whose product is annotated as ATP synthase mitochondrial F1 complex assembly factor 1. Gene Ontology annotation, biological process: mitochondrial proton-transporting ATP synthase complex assembly. The transcript has 8 exons. NCBI's taxonomy places the organism in Eukaryota, Metazoa, Chordata, Mammalia, Primates, Cebidae. The record is from RefSeq and is a predicted model, not a curated record. The coding region runs from base 115 to 1104 and encodes 329 amino acids. Gene Ontology annotation, cellular component: mitochondrion.